CGCUAACCACACAUGCGAUUGCGUAUAAAAGCGACGCGUGCGCACCCUUUGACGUUCACAGCAGGCCAGACCCGACGACGUACCUAAGCAACAUGAAGGUUCUAAUUUUGGCUGCUAUCCUGGCGGUGUGCAGAGGAGCGGCCGGCAUCGUGCCCGUGGCUGCUCCCCUCGCGUACGCGAGACCCUACGGCCUCGGGCUGCAUGCGCCCCUAGCCGCCCCGCUCGCCGCUCCGCUCGUGGCCCGACCGGCGCUUGCGGUCGCAAGGCCAGCCUUCGCAGCGCCCUAUGGUGUACCAGCUCUGGCCAAAGUCGCCGCCCCCGUUGAAGACUACGACCCGAAUCCCCAGUAUUCUUAUGCGUAUGACAUCCAGGACGCGUUGACUGGCGAUUCAAAGAGCCAGCAGGAAUCCCGAUCUGGCGACGUGGUCCAAGGCUCGUACUCUCUGGUGGAGCCCGACGGCACCCGGCGUGUGGUGGAGUACACGGCCGACCCCCAAAACGGGUUCAACGCGGUGGUGCACAAGGAACCCCUGGGUGGCGUCGUCAAGGCAGUAGCGCCCGUCGCCGCCGCGCCUGCCUACCUCCACUAUGGUGCAACUGGACAGAGCUCGAACCAGUACCCGCAGCCGCAGCGCUUGGGCACGCCCUGGUGCAGCCACAUGUACUCCACGUGCAUCUGGUCCGGGUGGCACACGCAGCCCAUCAAUCGGUUCACGUACGCGCUCGGCACCAGGUUCGGACGCUCUCUGAGGUCUUCUCGAAGUGAAGUCACACAAACACCUUUCCCAAACGCAAUGGCUUUCAAGCUGGUAGUGUUGGUGUGCGCAGUCGCCUAUGCGCAGGCGGGCGUGAUCGCGCCCGCUGCGUACGCGCACCCUGCGCCGGUCGCAUAUGCCGCGGCACCCGUCGUGCACGCCGCUCCGGCCGCGCCGCUCCUCCACGCACCAGUAGCCUACGCCGCCCCUGUCGCCAAGGUCGUCGCCCCCGUUGCCAAAGUUGCCGUCGAAGAAUACAACUCCCACCCUCAAUACAGCUUCGCCUACGAUGUACAAGACGGACUCACUGGUGACUCCAAGACCCAGCACGAGACUCGCGACGGAGACGUCGUCCAGGGCUCCUACUCGGUCGUCGACCCUGACGGCACCAAGCGCACUGUGGAGUACACCGCUGAUGACCACAACGGCUUCAACGCUGUUGUACACAAAGAACCAGUUGCUCUGAAAGUGGCCGCACCUUUGGUCGCUAAGGUCGCCGCCCCAGUGGCCUACGCUGCCGCCCCCGCUCUCCACGCCGCCCCUGUGGUUCACGCUGCCCCGGUCGCUAAGCUGGCAGCGCCCCUUGCCUACGCCGCUCCUGUAUACCAUCACUAAGCACAAACUAGUCAAUUGAAACGCUGUAAUUCCUGUAUUAUUAUUUAUUUAAGCACAUGCCAUAGAAAAAUAAACUUUGUAUUUUUUUAA
Molecule: messenger RNA, 1460 nt
Organism: Plodia interpunctella (Indianmeal moth)
Lineage: Eukaryota; Metazoa; Arthropoda; Insecta; Lepidoptera; Pyralidae
Product: cuticle protein-like
Exons: 6
Coding region: 93-1370 (425 amino acids)
Cellular component (GO): extracellular matrix
Source: RefSeq, a predicted model, not a curated record